Amborella trichopoda is the source of this 2210-nucleotide messenger RNA. It is a transcript of the gene OVA5, whose product is annotated as Lysyl-tRNA synthetase, class II. Gene Ontology annotation, biological process: lysyl-tRNA aminoacylation. Gene Ontology annotation, molecular function: tRNA binding; lysine-tRNA ligase activity; ATP binding. Gene Ontology annotation, cellular component: cytoplasm; cytosol; mitochondrion. The record is from RefSeq and is a predicted model, not a curated record. Lineage: Eukaryota; Viridiplantae; Streptophyta; Magnoliopsida; Amborellales; Amborellaceae.
UUAGGGCCCGUCAAGGGUCGAGCAGCGUUGGCCUGCCCCAGUACGCUGAAGCUCUGAUCUUUAAAUUUUUUUUGGUCCAAAAAUGGAGGGAGAAAUUGCAAAACUGUAGCUAACUCUCUAACUCUAAAUUUUAGACUUCAGAGGCCAAGUAGGAUUUCAAAAAAAAAGAAGAAGAGGAAAAUAUAUCGAAACCUUCUCUUCCACCAUUUUAGGCUCUUGCUUGGGGUUUAAGGUUUUCCAGAAGCAGCAGCCAUGGAAGCAUUUAAGGCCUGGAGAUUAUCUUCAUUCAAGCGUUUUAUUUGCUCUGCAACUUUAACUUCUUCUUCUGCAUUCAUUAAGUUUUCUUCUUCUGCUUCUCCUUCUUCUGGUUCUUCCUCUUCAAUAAGGGUUUCUGAUCGAAGAAGGUCUGCCUCCACUUCCACCUCUGAUAGAGAUGCGGUUCGCGUCAUUCGUCUUAAAAAGGUGGAGGACCUGAGAGCGCAGGGCUAUGAGCCCUAUGCAUAUAAGUGGGAUAGGACCCAUACAACCAAUCAGUUGCAAAAGUUAUAUCAUCAUCUAGAGAAUGGUCAAGAGGUGAACAAUGAAGAGGAUCAAGUAUCUGUAGCAGGAAGGAUUGUUGCACGGAGAGCUUUUGGUAAACUUGCUUUUCUGACUUUAAGAGAUGACUCUGGUACAAUUCAGCUGUACUGUGAGAAGGAGAAACUUCAAGACUACCAAUUUGAGCAGUUAAAGACAGUUCUUGAUAUUGGGGACAUACUUGGUGUUAGUGGUUCAGUAAAGAGGACAGAGAAAGGGGAACUUUCUGUUUAUGUUAAGUUCUUUUCGGUCCUUACAAAAUCACUACUCCCGUUACCAGACAAGUAUCAUGGUCUUACUGAUGUGGAUAAGCGUUAUCGCCAACGAUAUGUUGACAUGAUUGCAAAUCCUGAGGUUGCAGAUGUUUUCCGAGCAAGAGCAAAGAUUGUGUCAGAGAUUCGAAGAACAAUGGAAGCUUUGGAAUUUGUUGAACUCGAGACUCCUGUUUUGCAGGGAGCUGCAGGUGGUGCAGAAGCUAGGCCAUUUAUUACUUACCACAAUUCACUUGGACGAGACCUUUAUUUGAGGAUUGCAACGGAGCUUCACCUAAAACGAAUGCUGGUUGGGGGGUUUGAAAAAGUUUUUGAGAUAGGUCGAAUAUUUAGAAACGAAGGCUUAUCCACUCGACAUAAUCCUGAGUUCACCACAAUUGAGAUUUAUGAAGCAUAUACAGACUAUGAAAGCAUGAUGAACUUGGCGGAGGAAAUUGUCACUCGAUGUUCUUUGGUAGUGAAUGGGAAGCUUAGAGUGGUCUAUCAGGGGACAGAAAUAUCUCUGGAAAGACCUUGGAGAAGAGAAACUAUGCAUAAUCUGGUCAAGGAAGCCACCGGAAUUGAUUUCAGUGAGAUGGGUGAUGAUGUUAAUGCUGCUAAAGCAGCUGCAAUAACAGCACUUGGACUUGCUUCUGACAACAAAGACAAGUUUGCAAUUGAGACAUGUUCAUCUGUAGGCCAUGUCCUCAAUGAGGUUUUUGAGACAGUUGUGGAGCCUACACUGGUUCAGCCAACAUUUGUGCUAGAUUACCCUGUAGAAAUAUCACCUUUAGCUAAACCACACAGAAGGAUUGUGGGUUUGACUGAACGAUUUGAAUUGUUCAUUUGUGGUCGUGAAUUAGCAAAUGCUUUCUCAGAAUUAACGGACCCCGUGGAUCAGAGGAGACGCUUGGAGAUGCAAGUAAAACAACAUAAUGAAAAGAGAGCAGCCCACUCAGCAACUGGGGAUGGAAAAGAAAGAAGCAAUGAUGAUGAGGCAUAUGAAGUUACUUUGGAUGAAGACUUCGUAACAGCUUUGGAGUAUGGGAUGCCACCCGCUGCAGGAAUGGGACUGGGGAUCGACAGGCUUGUGAUGCUUCUCACGGAUUCUGCAAGUAUUCGAGAUGUCAUUGCUUUCCCCAUUCUCAAGCUUCAGCAAUAAACCUUUGUUUUAUUAGGAAAAGAAAGUACCAUUCAUCUAUUCAAAUUUUCGAGGUUUUUGCCAUCACUUGAGAUUUGCUGCUGCGAGUUGCUUCUCUUUCAUAAAUCUUGUCCUCUGAUGAGAUACCAAAAGCCAAUCCUUUUGUAUUCAGAUAAUCUAUUUCUUUGUGAACGCAUGUACGACUCUUAAUUCUUUGGAAAACUCAUUACACAAGUUAGUCA